AUGCAGAUCGACCCUGCGGCACUGACAGGGACAGCCGACUUUGCUUCGGUGGUGCCAGCCUCUACGACUAAGGCUGUCCCAGCUGCUCCUCCGAUAACACAGAAAACAUCAAAGGCUCUCAUAUCUGUUCCGCGUCUCGAUAUUGAACCUAUCUAUACUGAACUGAAGAGCGCAAUUGGGGAUGGUUGGACUGAAUACAAACAAGCCACCACACUUUUCUUGCUCGGUCACCUUAAUCAAAAUGAAUUUACCGCGCGUGCUACCCCACUGCUGGCCGUCGACCCCAGGCGUGAACAUCUUCACAAUAAUUUCGUCUGCGCGCUGCUUGGAAAUUUAACUAGAGACCUCCCUGACCAUGGAGUCGCAAGCUGGGUUUCUGCAAAUGACAAACCAACAGUGGUAUCGAAACCAACCUCUGGAGAUGCUGCUGAACAACGCCUCAAGACAGAGGUUAUGCAGCUUCCGCCGAGAGAUAGACGAAGAUUAAAGGCAAUUCCAGAGCCUGAUCCAGGUGCUCUUCCUAACCCUCUCGAGGAAUAUCAACUGGCAAAGCAGAUCAGGCUACCAGAUCAAGUUCCUGCGAGUGCAGGAGGAUUGAACAAAACGAACUGGGAGCUUGAAAUUAGAAAACGAUAUGCUCAGCCUCUUGCCUCGGAGACUGGAGAGUUCCCCGACUCUGAAUCGAUAUAUGCGCGCAUGACACCUAUCUGCUAUGAAGAAUCUAUAUCUAAUGGAGCCUCCUUUCCGUGUGCGACUUACAUGGCAAUUGCGACUGAGAACUUUGUCAAGACUUUUCUAUCAAAUGUCUUUGGUAGGACUAAGUGUAAUGGCCCUUCUGGGACCAUAAAUGGAAUGACGACUAGAAAGUACCGUCGCCAGUUAGAACGUGAAGAGAUGGCUUUUACGCGAGGAGAAUUGGUGAGAAAUACCACAAAUGGUCUUCUCCCUGUCGAAGCGAAGGAAGCUAGCAAUCGUCAACCACUAGGGCUGCGCGACCUGAAGUUGACCCUGGACAUUGCACCCGGUGCCCUUGGCCAUAUGCCUCUUAUCAUUAGCCAGAUAAUGAGUGGCUACCUUGAGGAAGAGCUCAACGCAGAAAACGAAUGCUACACGCUAGAGGCUAAUGCAAGAACCGAGACCGUCGAUCAGGUAUCGUCUGGAGAUGAGAUGGACCUGGACGAGGAGCCUUGGGAUUGGGAGGGUGCCACAGCCGCAGAUCAUAACCAACUCAACGCUAUUCUAGACGAAUGCCUCUCCAUGGCAUCCUGAUGUACUUACUGGUCUGGAGUU
This is a messenger RNA of Microsporum canis CBS 113480, 1290 nucleotides long. RefSeq lists its product as hypothetical. The transcript has 4 exons. Gene Ontology annotation, biological process: regulation of transcription by RNA polymerase II. Gene Ontology annotation, molecular function: transcription coactivator activity. The record is from RefSeq and is a predicted model, not a curated record. Gene Ontology annotation, cellular component: SAGA complex. Lineage: Eukaryota; Fungi; Ascomycota; Eurotiomycetes; Onygenales; Arthrodermataceae. Bases 1 to 1269 code for a protein of 422 amino acids.